Molecule: messenger RNA, 889 nt
Organism: Rasamsonia emersonii CBS 393.64
Lineage: Eukaryota; Fungi; Ascomycota; Eurotiomycetes; Eurotiales; Trichocomaceae
Product: AMP-binding enzyme
Exons: 1
Molecular function (GO): long-chain fatty acid transmembrane transporter activity; long-chain fatty acid-CoA ligase activity
Source: RefSeq, a predicted model, not a curated record
CUGGGACCGGUUCCGCGAGCGGUUCGGCGUGCAGGAAGUGGCCGAGUUCUUCAACAGCACAGAGGGCAUGUUCGCGCUGACGAACCACGACCGGGGGCCCUACCUGACGGGCGCCGUGGGCCAUCAUGGCUUGCUCCUGCGCACGCUGUUCCGCAAUACGUACGUGCCCGUCGCCAUCGACCCGGAGACGGGCGACAUCCGGCGCGACGCGAAGACGGGGUUCGCCAUCCGCGAGCCCUACGAGAAAGGAGGCGAGAUCCUCGUCGCGGUGCCCAGCACGGAUGCCUUCCAGGGGUACUGGCGCAACGCGCAGGCGACGGACAAGAAGUUUGUGCGCGACGUCUUCCGCAAGGGGGACCUGUUCUACCGCACGGGGGACGCGCUGCGCCGGACAUCGGACGGGCGGUGGUUCUUCCUCGACCGGCUGGGCGAUACCUUCCGGUGGAAGAGCGAGAAUGUGUCGACGGCGGAGGUGGCCGAGGUGCUGGGCAGGUAUCCGGGCAUCGCAGAGGCGAACGUGUACGGCGUGAAAGUGCCCAACCACGAAGGCCGCGCGGGCUGCGCUGCUAUCCAGCUCAGCAGCACGAAGGACGGCGAUGACGAGAAGACCUUCGACUUCGCGGCCUUCACACGCUACGUCCGCUCCAAACUCCCGCGCUACGCGGUGCCAGUCUUCCUGCGCAUCGUCCGCGCCUCCAGCCACAUACACAACAACAAGCAGAACAAGGUGCCGCUGCGUGAGGAGGGCGUGGACCCGAGUAAGCGUGGCACGAAAGCUGCUGGAGGGGAGAAUGAUCGUCUGCUGUAUCUGCCGCCGGGGGCGGAGUCGUAUGUGGAGUUUGGGCAGCGCGAGUGGGAGGAUCUCGUUGCUGAGAGGGCGAGGCUUUAG